Molecule: messenger RNA, 1492 nt
Organism: Fundulus heteroclitus (mummichog)
Lineage: Eukaryota; Metazoa; Chordata; Actinopteri; Cyprinodontiformes; Fundulidae
Product: deoxyribonuclease-2-beta
Exons: 8
Coding region: 149-1348 (399 amino acids)
Biological process (GO): apoptotic DNA fragmentation
Molecular function (GO): deoxyribonuclease II activity
Source: RefSeq, a predicted model, not a curated record
ACUCUGAGCCCAGAGAUCCCAACUGGGUCAGGGACACGGAGACAGGAGGACAGUUUCAGGAUCGGAGAGGAGACGGACGCACCGAGGAGUUCUGGAACAUUUCUGACUGGAGGACAGCUGGAAGGAGCAGACAAAUGUGUGAAGACUGAUGGACUCUAACCUGAACAACAACAACCAGGGCAGCCACCACUGCUUAACGCAUAAAAAGAGAAGGAUGUGGAGCUUCUUCCUGCUGUUGGGUCUUCUCUGCUCCAGCUGUCACGGUUCUGUGACCUGCAAAAACGACACAGAUCAUGAAGUAGACUGGUACAUUUUAUACAAGGUGCCCAGAAUGGACUCCCUCUCUGGCUCGGAGUAUAUUUACAUCGAUUCAAACGGAAAGAAACAGUUCAACAACAUCAACAGCCCUCUAGGUGUUCUUGGACAAACGCUUCGACCUCUCUUCAGACCAAUCAGGAACAUGGAGGAAAGCUUUGGAUUCAUCAGCUACAGCGACCAGCCUCCAGGAAGCAAUGCAGACAACAAGCGCUUCGGCCACAGUAAAGGAGUUCUGAUGGCCGACAGAACCGGUACCGGGCUCUGGCUCUCUCACAGCACCCCGCAGUUCCCCUUCAGAAGAGACCAGAACCACUUCUGGCCCCACAGUGGAAAUAAAAACGCUCAGACCUUCAUCUGUGUGACCUUUAACUACGACCAGUUCCGGGAAAUAGGAAGACAUCUGCAGAACAUCAGAGCUUUUCCAUUCGAACAUUACGUUCCAGAAAACUUUCAUCAGGAGCUCCAGCAAGUUGUGAAAUGGACCGAAGAAGCUCCGCCUGCCAGUAGCGUCGUGAAUGUUGCUUCACUGACAUCAAGAGGAAACAAAGCAUUUAAAUCCUUUGCUAAAAAAACCUCAGAGGAGGAAGAUGAGGGAGAUCUGUACGUGAGCAUCGCCUCCGGCAUCAUGAGCGACGUGUACGUCCAGACGUGGGGGUGCCAGCGGGGACGCUCAGACUCCUACUGCCCCACCAAGGGCUACAAGGUCACCAACGUGGAAGACGUCACCGUGGAAGACGCCACCGGCGCUCAUAUCCUGACCUGGAAGCCCAAAGUGGACCAUUCCAAGUGGUGCGUAGCUGUGGACCAGAACACACACUGGACCUGCAUCGCUGACAUGAACCGGGCCGUGUCUCAGUACCAACGCCACGGCGGCGCGCUCUGCAUCCAUGAUGAGAACGUCCACAGCCAGUUCCUGAGAUUCGCCAAGCAUCCCAACACCUGCCGCAAACGCCCCGCCCCUUCAUGGUCCUCUGACUGUGAUUCAGAGGAUAGUGGAGGCCGGAUCUCCUCCUCCUCCUCCAUGGGUUAGAGCAGAACCUGCAGCUCGCCUCUCAUUCAGGCUGCUGCAGGUCAGCGAGCAGAAAGUCGCUGCAGAUGAAAUAAUCAGCUGUUGGUGCAGGAAACAAUAAAAGCAGCGGCUCUGUUGUCUCUGAGGUCACUGAUGGAAAGAUUA